UUUUUUUAAACGAAAAAAGCUCCAUAAAAAGCAUUUAUCCGCUGUGAUUGAAACUUUUUACGUCAGGAAGGAGAAGAGAGAAGAGAUAAUGUCUCAGACUGUGGUUCUAAAGGUGGCAAUGCCAUGUGAGGGAUGCGUUGGAGCUGUGAAAAGAGUCCUAGGCAAAAUGCAAGGUGUGGAGUCAUUUGAUGUGGAUCUCAAAGAGCAGAAGGUGACAGUGAAAGGCAACGUGGAGCCAGAAGCUGUUCUGCAGACAGUCUCAAAGACUGGAAAGAAAACCAGUUUCUGGGGAGCCGACGAGGCUGAAACCGCCAAGGCCUGAAAAUGGAAGAAGCCAAUAAAGCAUCUCUGUUUUUAGCAGAGAUUCAUUAAUAUACAAAAAAAGUUAUGUAAUGGAAACUCAAUAAAUAUGAAAUCUCUGAAGGAGCCUUAUGUUUUUCAAGUAAUCAUCAUCUCAUGUCUAAGCUAUCUUGUUGUCUUAAUCUUCGUGUGUGUUUUUGCUCGCAGUAAUGAAAUCCAACACGUUUAGUUACACACU
Messenger RNA from Brassica oleracea var. oleracea, 538 nucleotides. RefSeq names its product copper transport protein ATX1-like. The transcript is spliced from 3 exons. The record is from RefSeq and is a predicted model, not a curated record. Lineage: Eukaryota; Viridiplantae; Streptophyta; Magnoliopsida; Brassicales; Brassicaceae. Bases 89 to 322 code for a protein of 77 amino acids. Gene Ontology annotation, molecular function: metal ion binding.